Molecule: messenger RNA, 693 nt
Organism: Penicillium lagena
Lineage: Eukaryota; Fungi; Ascomycota; Eurotiomycetes; Eurotiales; Aspergillaceae
Product: MMtag domain-containing protein
Exons: 3
Coding region: 1-693 (230 amino acids)
Source: RefSeq, a predicted model, not a curated record
AUGGAUCUGGUCGCGGGUGUCCGCAAGGAAGGCAGCCGUGGCGGCCGCAACGAGUUCAAAUGGUCCGAUGUCAAGGACUCCACCCACCGCGAGAACUACCUGGGCCACUCUUUGAUGGCCCCCGUCGGGCGGUGGCAGCAGGGUCGCGACCUACAGUGGUACGCCAAGGGCGAUGUAGACGACGAAGAAGAACGUCUCCGAAAGGAGCGCGAGGAGCGCCAGCAGGUCAAGAACGCCGAGGAGGAGGCGAUGGCGCGCGCGUUGGGGCUCCCACUGCCUCCGACGGCUGAGGGGGGUAAUGCGAAUAUGGUGCCGCUGGGCGGACCGUCCAAAGAGGGAGGAGGAGAACCGUCAGAAGAGCGGACAAGACAUCGCAGCACCGGAGGCAUCGCGAUGAGAAUGCGGACCGGCACCACCGUAGUCGGAGGCAUCGAUCGACGUCGAGAUCGAGGUCUCGUGGCAGAGAUACAGAUCGACACCGGCGGCGAUCUCGCUCACGGUCUAGGAGUCCCCAUGCCAGGAAAGAAGAUCACAGAAGCCGCCGGAUGGACCGCUCUUACUCGCCUGGUGAACGCCGUCGUCAGCGCCAUGAACGAAGGGAGCACCGAGAGGAUGUCGACCGCCGGCGUUAAUUCGCAUCCAUUAUUACGAUUAUUGCAACGAAAUUGCUCGGAACGUCAUGCCACGGUUUAA